GUAUAUAAUGUGAGAGCUAGGGGAGUAUUGCUUCAUCCAGCCCUACACUGAGAUACAGCAGCCUCCUCGCCACUAAUCCACUAAUCCUCCAAAGAAUCGAAAAAAAAUGGCUUUCAAGGGAAUGCUUAAGGAUGAGGAUAUCGCUGCUGCCCUCCAGCAUUGCGCAGCUGCUGACUCCUUCAACCACAAGGAGUUCUUCGCCAAGGUUGGCCUGGCUGGCAAGUCUACUGAGGAUUUGAAGAAAGCAUUCUACUUUGUUGACCAAGACAAGAGUGGCUUCAUUGAGGAGGAUGAGCUCAAGCUGUUCCUCCAGACCUUCUCUGCUGGUGCCAGAGCUCUGACAGAUAAAGAGACCAAGGUCUUCCUUGCAGCAGGAGAUGCUGAUGGUGAUGGCAUGAUUGGAGUUGAUGAGUUCACCACCUUGGUGAAGGUAUAAGUCAUCUAUUAUUGGCUCGGUUUUCAUAGAACCACAAGUCUGCUGCUGAGGUUGUCCUGGCUUGCUGCCUGUCAAAUACUGCAUCUUUUUUAUAUUCAUUUUAUUUAUGAAUGUCACCCCACACUCCCAAAGCGUGUUGACUGUUAUGUUUUUUAACUACGUCAGCCGGUGUGCAGAAGUUUACCACCAGACCUUUUGCACUUUUAGAAAAUUGAAAUAAAUAUUCAUUUGGAUUAACAACGA
Molecule: messenger RNA, 679 nt
Organism: Oncorhynchus keta (chum salmon)
Lineage: Eukaryota; Metazoa; Chordata; Actinopteri; Salmoniformes; Salmonidae
Product: parvalbumin-2-like
Exons: 5
Coding region: 107-436 (109 amino acids)
Cellular component (GO): cytoplasm; nucleus
Molecular function (GO): calcium ion binding
Source: RefSeq, a predicted model, not a curated record